Geodia barretti is the source of this 1822-nucleotide messenger RNA. The record is from the annotation of a GenBank genome assembly. Lineage: Eukaryota; Metazoa; Porifera; Demospongiae; Tetractinellida; Geodiidae.
AAGCAGUGGGUGGUGUCAGAGCUGGCUAGCUAGUAGAGAGAGAGCUGCCACUGUGUGCAACUGUCGUCGGGGAAAUGUCGCAAAAGCUGCAAACGAAUGACGGACAACCAGCUGUUCAAUCGGCGACAUUCUGUCUCUCGCUCUUGAUCGGUCUCCUAGCGGUGGCAUCACCUGGCCUCUCGUCUUUCUUCCCGCCACCGGCAGUAUUCGGUUGGGGCUGUCCGCCCUGCAACCGCUCCCAUUGCCCGCCGACCACCUGCGACGAGUCGCUGCAGCACGCGGACGAGUGCGGCUGCUGCGCCCUAUGCGGCAAGCUAGAAGAAGAGGCGUGCGGCGGGCAGGGGAACGCCGGGGGAAGUUGCAACGGGUCGGGUCUGCACUGCGCCUACCGUCUGGGGAGCAUAUUCGGAGAGGAGGGAUUUGGAAUCUGCGAAAAGAGUCUGUGUCAACGGAGAUUGUGUGGCUACAGACAGAGGUGUAAGGUCGUCGUCGGGGACGACGGGAGGGACAGCACGCUCUGCAGUUGCGACCACUUUCUCUGCGACCACAAGUGCAACCCAGUGUGUGGUAGAGACGACAAGACCUACUCUAGCAUCUGUCAUCUGCAGUUAGCAGAGUGUCUAUCUGGACGCCCCAUUGGCAUCCGCCACUUCAGUCAGUGUAAAGUAGUUUGCCCUCCGAAGCCAAAGAAGGUCUACAGCAAUUUGUACUCUGCCCCUACUCCAAUCUACUGCAUACACGAGGAAGAGAUGUACAGUCCGUUCCACAUCCUGCCCCCGACCUCUCGUAACCCCUGCACCUACCAUGUGUGUUCAGGCUAUGGCCACAUGGAGCAGUAUCCAGUGCCGGGAUGUGAAGGAACCCCACCGGAGGAGGACUGGAAGGUGGAAGAGGCUGUCAUACCGGCAUCCUGGACAGAGUGGUCUCCCUACUCCAGCUGCGUGGGGAACUGCGAGAAAGGGGGAUGGGCCAAUCGGACUCGGACCUGCACUGCCCCGCCCCCUUCCUCGCACGUGGAGGCCGAGGCCAGUGCGGUCUACUGCCAGGGGGAGGCUGAGGAGAGCAAACUGUGCGAACCUGAAGGCUGCAGGAUAUGCCACAUCACACAGUGGAGCCAAUGGUCUGAGUGUUCGACCCUGGAGCCGUGUCAGCAGGGCUGGCGGACACGUGAGCGAACCAUCACCAACGUGCCCACCGUCCCAGAGCUGUGUGGACCCACUAUUGAGAACAGGACAUGCCAAUUCAUUGGACCAUGUACUACCUGUGACACGAGACAGACUGGGUGGUUUGAUAUCAGAGACAAACACACCGGUUGCUUCAACAGACGACCAGAGAGAGGGGUGGUCUGCGCAGGGACUUGCGAGCCGGGCAGUUGUUGCAGCGCUGUUUUCGACAAAGAGGAUCAGUCCACAGCCAUGUACUUCAUGAUGGACUGUCCAGAUCCAAAAGUAAAACCCUACUCUUUGAGGUUUUUUCCUGCCCGUGGACUGCGAGUGCGUUGACUGCAAUUCUACUGUAAGGGCUCCAAACUUCUUUGGCCCCCGAUGGAGGAUCAUAUUCCGUCCUUGAUUUCGUGAACAGUUUGUAUAGCUACAGACUGUACAUAUAUUAUACUGAUGCCAUGUAUCUUCACAAUGUUACUCAAUUCAGCAAAUAUCGAUCCUGAUUACACCUUUUUUCUUAUCCUUUUCUCCUCACAAUGAGUAUAUUAUCAUAAUUGUAUGUACUCCAUUCGGCAUGUCCUCGAUUUCAUGUUCAUACAUUAAUAUAUCCCCAGUUCCAUCUACACAGUGAUUCUAUGUGAUUAUGAUGACACUGCCUU